Molecule: messenger RNA, 1356 nt
Organism: Venustampulla echinocandica
Lineage: Eukaryota; Fungi; Ascomycota; Leotiomycetes; Helotiales; Pleuroascaceae
Exons: 14
Coding region: 1-1356 (451 amino acids)
Source: RefSeq, a predicted model, not a curated record
AUGAAGAACCUCGCAUCCAUUCUCUCUUUACUCGCCAUUUCGACCAGUUCGGUCUCCGGCCUUGCCCUUCCUACAAGGAUAGAUGACCUCACAGCUCGAGCACCAAACCCAGCUAUCGAAGUGAUCCAACUCGGUGGAGCCGGCCAAAACCGGGGAGCUCAAGUUGCAUCCGCUCAAAAUGUAGCUGAUGCAAAUGAAGCACAGAAUGGAAAGAAGAACAAGGGGCAGGCAGCUGCCAAUGCAGCAAAUGCAAAUGAGGCUAAUGCAAAUGAGGCUAAUGCAAAUGCUGCUAAUGCCAAUGCGGCCGAUGCAAAUGCUGCUGACGCAAAUGCAGCAAAGAAGGGGAAGAAGAACAAGGGGCAAGCAGCUGCCAAUGCAGCAGCCGCAAACCAAACUGCCGUAGCCGAAGGGGCAGCCGCUGCAAAUGGAACUGCCGCCGCUAAUGGAAAGAAGGGCAAGGGUAAAAAAGGUGCCAAUGCAGCAGCCGCAAACCAAACUGCCGUAGCCGAAGGGGCAGCCGCUGCAAAUGGAACUGCCGCCGCGGCUGGCAAGAAGGGGAAGGGCAAAGCCAAGGGUGCUGAAAACGCAGCCGCAGCCAACGGGACUGCAAACGCUGCUGGUAAUGGGAAUGGUGCCGCCGGCAAGAAGAACAAGGGAGAGGCUGCCAAUGGUAAUGCAAAUGGUGCAGCAGCCAACAACGCUGCAUCCAACAACGGUGCAUCCAACAACGGUGCAUCCAACAACGGUGCCUCAAACAAUGGAGCCGCUGACAUAAGUAACGUUAUUGAGCAACUGACAGGCCUCAAGAUUGGAAACCUUCGCCGCGAUGUUCCCCAACUUCUUAAGGUCCGCAAACAGAAGAAGGCUGCCGCGGCCGGUGCUGCAGAUGGUGCUGCUGCUGCAACUGCUGCCAAGAAGGCUAAAAAGGCCAAGAAGGCUAAGGCCGCUGCUGCUGCAACUGGCGCCGACGCUGCGACCGCCGCCAAGAAGGGCAAAAAGGCCGCUGCUGCUGCUUCCGCAGAUGCUGCUGCUGCAACUGCUGCCAAGAAGGGCAAAAAGGCCGCUGCUGCUGCUUCCGCAGAUGCUGCUGCUGCAACUGCUGCAACUGCUGCAAAGAAGGGAAAGAAGGGCGCUAAAUCCGCUGCUGCUGCUGCCGCUGCCGCUACUCAGGCUCCUGCGGAGGGUGUCAACCCAGCUGCAUCAAAUGGAGCUAAGGGAAUUGCUGCCGCCGCUGAAGCACAAUCUGCUGUCGACGCUGCCGCGGCAGGAACCGCAGUUGCCGGCGCCAAUGCCGCCGCAGCCACCGCCGCUACUGGAAAGAAAGGCAAGAAGGGAGCAAAGGCCGCCGCGGCAUAA